UUGUCAUUUUGUUUUUGUGUUCAAAGCAUUCUUUUCAGAAAAAACAAAUCAAACGUAAAAAAGGUUUUAACUGUGAAAAUGGCAACGGAUGGGACGGAUACAACAGCUUUUCCAGAAGGCGACGCAGAAGCUGAAUUAAAUCCUAGCCAAAACACGAGUUUCGAAGUAGAUCCUGUUUCUUCCGAGAUCGCUUCUGAUAAGGUACAACAAAACUUGGAAAGGAAGGAAGCCGCAAAGGCAAGGAGAGACGCCGCACAAACGCUGAAAAAGACGAUCAUAAUAUCAGCGGUGAUCGUGGCCGUAGCCGGAGCCGCCUUCGCUAUCACCAAAAAAUUGAAAGAGAAAUGAUUUUUAUACACAAGUUGAUUCUCAAUUUUCCUCUUUAAUUAUGUAACAUUUA
Messenger RNA from Eutrema salsugineum, 400 nucleotides. RefSeq lists its product as uncharacterized. The record is from RefSeq and is a predicted model, not a curated record. The transcript is spliced from 2 exons. Lineage: Eukaryota; Viridiplantae; Streptophyta; Magnoliopsida; Brassicales; Brassicaceae. Bases 79 to 348 code for a protein of 89 amino acids.